This is a messenger RNA of Linum trigynum, 342 nucleotides long. Lineage: Eukaryota; Viridiplantae; Streptophyta; Magnoliopsida; Malpighiales; Linaceae. The record is from the annotation of a GenBank genome assembly.
AUGGGAGAUGCAGGCCAAAGGCCUCCAAACGAGGCCGUUUUGUCCAAAAAUUGUAGGGUUUCAGCAGCCAAGCUCCAAAGCGCAUCCCCAUUCUCCACUUCGCCUCGCCCAACCAGUCUCGACCUCCUGCCUGCGCUCGCGUUCAAGCUUCUUCCGGCAAGACCUCCUUCAGCAGCCCGGGCAACAAACUCCUCCGGCGAGGUCCCUCGAUUCGACAGCAGCCCACCUGUCACGUUCAUCUUCCUCUCGGCGCGACUUCUUCCGCCGACGCCUCGAUUCGCCAACAGCAAGGUUUUCUGGCGAUGCACGAAAUGCGGCAACCCUGCUUCUUCUUGUGUGUGA